Messenger RNA from Vitrella brassicaformis, 520 nucleotides. Lineage: Eukaryota; Vitrellaceae. The record is from the annotation of a GenBank genome assembly.
AUGUCGGAGUCUGUCGAUGAAGGGGCGAAGAACACCGAAAAAAAGCUGGAGGGCGCCGCUGACCAGGAAGAAGACCUUGCGGCGGAGGACGUAAGGAGUGCUGGCUUGAUGAAUCAGACGUGGAUGUGCACGUGUCGACAUUCACCAGAUUGAGCAACUGGAGUACCAGGGGUUGACAUUCCUUGAAUACAUGGAAGAGUUCGAAGUCAUCAAGCAAGAUGCCCUGGGCGAGACGCGAAAAGACAUAUACUCUUACAGUAACUCAAGAAGUACUGAGAAGCAGAGUUCUCCUGGUUUGUGUGACAUACGUUAACUCAUAGCGCAACGGCAGGCAGAGUCUGUCGGUCUCUCAUGAAACGAACUACGUCAACGUCGACCAACCCUCAAGUUCUCCUGGUUUGUGUCCUGUGAUUCUUCUGCAGUGGCUGUGGCCACCAGGGAACCUUCAUUGGAAAUCAAACCACAGCGACUCCUUCGUUCGAAAUCAGCGAUCAUGCCAAAGGGACUCUAUCAGGGAUAG